UGUUGCACUAUUUUUUUAACCCCAUUCUAAGGCUAAGUAAUUCAUAUUAACUUGUUUCAGAUAGCUAGAUCGCAUUUUGCAUAGAUAAAAUUACAAAUAUGUCAUCUAAAUGCCAUGUUGUUUCUAUCUGGGCAAGUUUACCCUUGGCGUGCCUUUCUAUCCAUGAAAAAUCCUCUCAAGAUUUAUGCAUAAGUUGUUCAACAGAGAUGCAUCAUGUCUUUGGAAAGCUGCACUUCUAUAUCUCUGAAUAAUAGAUUCAUAGUUCAAAUGGUUGUGUACUUGUUCUACUUGUAUCUUGGUACUACUAAAGCUCACUCAUACUCGCAUAUAACAUAGCUCCUAGUGUUAAUAUAGCAAAUAUGGUUACAAACAUUUAUGGUUAGUUGGUUACUAAUCUCAUUCUGUAAUUAUUUUAGACUGCUAGCAUUCUACAUGUUUUUGAGCUGAAUCUUGUAUCAUGUCUAAGCUCCAUGUAAACCCAAAUUGUUUUGUUCUUCUUCAGCCUCAUAAAAGUAUUUUCUAUUUCCAGUUGCCUCCUUUUUUGUACAAAAGAUUUACCAAUCUUCCUUUGGAUUUGAAUAAAUGUCUAUUCAUUGCUAUUUGCAAUAUGAACUGUCCCUUUUUCUUUCUGCAAUCACUUGGCUUAUUCUAUGUUCUCCAAGGGUCCUUUUACUGAUGUUGAUGCUUUAUUUUUGUUAAUAAAUCUCCUUUUAUAAUAUAUAAAUUCAUGAAUUGUGAAAUUGAAACAUGGAAAAACUCCUGUUGGAAAAGGGGAAAAAAAGAACCUGGAAAUCUCGUUUCUCAACCUGUUAUUUCACUGCUUGUCCUUGCUCGUGGCAGAUCAGAAUGUGGUGCUAGGUCUUUGACGCCCACAUUUGUUGUGUUCAUCUCAUUUCUUUUUUGCAUUUCUUUUUGCAGGCCUAUCCAUGGAAAGCAAUUAUCCUGUACACGUGAGUUUGAACUAGUUGAAAACUUGAAACAAAGUGGAAAGAACUCAGCAGAAUCUCCUGAUACUGAAGAACUGCCUGCACCAAAGCUUUCUUCUUCUUUACAUUCAUCGUUUUCAACAUCGGAUGCCGAUCCUUUACCUACCUGUCGUCAUCCACUUCCUCCAAACUCAACCCCAUCGAGACGGGCUCGGCGUUCACCUGGGCAUCAGCUAUUAAGGCAGAUUUCUGAUAGUCGAAUUAUGGGACUGAAGUCACCAAAUAAUUACUCAUUAUCUGAAGGUAGGUCAUCAUUUGUACUCUCGACUUGCAGCCAUGACUUAGCAAUGGGAUCACAUGGUGGUUCUUCUGAUGGUUGGUCCAUGCGAACCUUUUCUGAGCUUGUGGCUUCUUCACAAAGGGAGAGAUGGUCUUUUGACAGUGAGCACCUGGGCUACGGUUUGAGCAAAGUAAGUGGAUGCAGUAGCAGGUUUUCAUGUUCCCCCUCCUUAGAUAUUCAAACUUGUGGGGCUUGUUCGAAAUUCUUGACAGAGGGAUCUUCUUGGAGCAGUCGGAGAAUCCUUGCUAGCAAUGAACUCUCGAUGGUUGCUGUGCUGGUAUGUGGUCAUGUGUACCAUGCUGAUUGCUUGGAGACCCUGACACUGGAAGUUGACAGGUAUGACCCAGCUUGCCCAAUAUGCACGGGAGGAGAGAAGCAAGUCUCAAAGGUGUCUAAAAAGGUUUUGAGAGCUGAAGCAGAAUUGAAGGCCAGAAGCCACAAGAUCUCAAGAAGCCGUGUUAUAGAUAGUUAUCUUGACAGUGAUUCUGAUGAUUUUGACUACCAAAAAAAUGCCAUAUGGAGAGGAGCUCCAAAGAUGGAGGCUAGUUCCAGUGCAGAAAGUUCAUCUGCAAAGCCGUUUUUGAAAAAGAAUUUUUUAUUUGGGUCCAAAUGGAGCAGGUCCCUGUCAGAGAAGGAUUCUGCCAGGAAAAAGGGGUUUUGGGCAAGAUAUCGCAAAUAUUGAGCUCUUUAACUAUUGCAAGAUGAUAUGUUGGAGGUAUAAUUAUAUAUGUGAAGUCGAAUGCAGGGGCUGCGAGCAAUCCCACCAAGGCUCCUGGCAGAUUUGAACAGCCAAAGUACUUGGUUCUCCCCCUCAAAUUUUCCUCUUCAGUUAACCCUUUUGUUCCUAUUUGGUCGAAGAAAAUAGGAAAAAAAGAAUCAGCUGAUCCUACCACAAUCUUAGUAAUAGGAUAGUCUUACGUCGAAGUAUCUGAUUGGUAGAGCCCUUGUUUUUUUUGUCGUCAAGGGUUGUAUACUUUAUUAUGUGCUGGCAAUUAGUGGUGAAUUAGUCCUUCCUUUGUAUCUGCAAGAGUAUUUGUGACGUUAUGUGUCAAUUUGAAGUAGAUGAUAAAAAAAGGUAUUGAGCUUUGUAUUUAA
Molecule: messenger RNA, 2361 nt
Organism: Manihot esculenta (cassava)
Lineage: Eukaryota; Viridiplantae; Streptophyta; Magnoliopsida; Malpighiales; Euphorbiaceae
Exons: 3
Coding region: 728-1948 (406 amino acids)
Source: RefSeq, a predicted model, not a curated record